Phlebotomus papatasi is the source of this 2532-nucleotide messenger RNA. RefSeq lists its product as uncharacterized. The record is from RefSeq and is a predicted model, not a curated record. Gene Ontology annotation, molecular function: zinc ion binding; metallocarboxypeptidase activity. The coding region runs from base 1 to 2532 and encodes 843 amino acids. The transcript is spliced from 9 exons. Gene Ontology annotation, biological process: proteolysis. Lineage: Eukaryota; Metazoa; Arthropoda; Insecta; Diptera; Psychodidae.
AUGAAGUUCGCGAUCGUGCUUGUGGCCCUCUUGGGCUUCUGUGCUGCUGAAAAAGUUCGUUUCGACAAUUAUCGCGUAUACAAACUCACGAUAAACGAUGAGGAACAACUCAGAGCUGUGCAGCAGCUUGAGGAUCAGGAUAGGGGAUACACUUUCUGGGAUUUCCCAGCAGCCGUGGGUCAGGAAGUGGAUAUUGUGGUGCCUCCGCACAAAUUUGCCGAUAUUCAGGAAUUCUCCGCUGCUUAUGGAACCCCAAUUGAGGUGAAAAUCAAUAAUGUUCAGGAGCUCUUUGACCAGGAGAAUCCUCUGGUGACACCACGAUCAUUCGGCUGGACUGCCUAUUACCGUACAGCUGACAUCUACGAAUGGCUUGAUCAUAUCCUUGAAGAAUUCCCAGGUGUCACAUCGGGCUUCGUGGCUGGACAAUCGUACGAAGGCAGGCAAAUUCGUGGUAUCAAAAUCUCCUAUAAGGAGGGCAACAAGGGUAUCGUGAUCGAAGCUCAUAUUCAUGCUCGUGAGUGGAUCUCAUCUGCAACUGCCACCUAUGUGAUCAACGAACUUCUUAGAUCCAAUGAUCCUGAAGUGAGAGACAUUGCUGAGAACACCGACUGGUACAUCAUUCCAGUGACGAAUCCUGAUGGACUGGAGUACACUAAGGAUUACAACCGAAUGUGGCGCAAGACUAGGCGUCCUAACUCAGGAUCCACCUGCGUUGGAACUGAUCCCAACAGGAAUUACGCUUACAACUGGAUGCAGGGAGGAGCUAGUACAAAUCCUUGCAGUGAGACAUAUGCUGGCCCUCAAGCCUUCUCUGAAAGUGAAACUAGGACCACAACUGAAUGGGUGUACAACAAUAUCCAAGAUUUGCGUGUCUACGUUUCCUUCCACAGCUACGGACAGUACAUUCUUAGCCCAUGGGGCCACACAACAACUUCAGCUCCUAACUACAAUCAUUUGAGGGAGAUUAUGGAGGCAUCUCGCACAAGAAUUUCCGCUGUAUAUGGCACUCAGUACACCAUUGGAUCUACAGCUGCUACGCUCUAUGUUGCUUCAGGAACCAGUCACGAUCACUUCUACGGACAACAGGACAACAACAUCCAAAUAGCCUACACCUUCGAAUUCCGCGAUAGAGGACAAUAUGGCUUUGCCCUUCCAGCCAGUCAGAUCAUCCCCAAUUCCAUUGAAACGGUCCAGGGAUUGAUUGGUUUCGUGCAGAAGACCAGAGAACUCGGCUACCUAUUAGCGGACAUCAAGUGCGAGAUGAAGGUCUUUGGAGUUCUUUUGGUGAUCUCCCUGUUGGGUGGAAGUUGGGCAGAAAAAGUGAAGUUCAAUGACUACAAAGUGUUUACAGUGCAGCCUGAGACUGAGGAUCAGUUGAAGGCCCUAAGGAGCUUGGAGCAUGAUUCAGUAGCAUCUUUUGAUUUCUGGACAAGUGCUAAAAAUAUUGGUCAGAAGUCAGAUAUCAUGGUGGCACCUGGUCAGAUGGAUGAAUUUAGAACAUUCCUAGAGGAAAAUCAUCUUGAAGCAUCAGUUAAGAUUGAAGAUGUUCAAAAACUUAUUGAUAACGAACAACCAGCGUUUACUCCUCGAAAUGGAAUGGAAUGGACGAGCUAUCAUCCCCUGGAGACCAUUUUCGAAUUCCUGGAUGACAUGAUUCAGCAGUAUCCAAGUGUAGUGUCCAAUGUUCAAAUUGGGACCAGUACUCAAGGACGUCCAAUGAGGGGAGUCUUGAUUUCCUAUGGUCUGGGAAAUCCUGGUGUCUUCAUUGAGGCCAACACUCACGCACGUGAGUGGAUUACUUCGGCAACUGCUACGUAUAUCAUCAACGAGCUCCUAACUUCCCAAGAUCCGGAUAUAAGGAGGAUCGCUGAGAGCUACGACUGGUAUAUCUUCCCCGUUGUGAAUCCCGAUGGUUUCACCUUCGCUCAUACGCACAAUCGAAUGUGGAGGAAAACUCGUUCUCGACAGGGAUUAAUCUGUCAAGGAGUCGAUCCUAACAGGAACUGGGCCUACGAAUGGCAACCCGGACCUCCCGGAGCUAGUGACGAUGUAUGUUCUCAAACUUUUGCUGGACCAGAACCUUUCUCUGAGCCGGAAGUGCGAUCUGUGGGGAACUUCGUUUAUGAAAAUCGAGAAAAGAUCCAGGUCUUCCUUUCCUUCCAUUCUUAUGGUCAGCAACUUUUGUAUCCUUGGAGCUAUAUUGCUCAAGAGACUCCUGACACGGAAAAUCAUGUUACAAUUGGAAAUGCCAUGGCUGAAGCCCUUGGUAGUCUCGAAGGAACGCAAUACCUUGUUCAUAGCUCCUUCCACCUCUACGAGCAUUCGGGCACAGCUAUUGACUUCACUUAUGGAGAAGCCGGUGUUAAGGUUUCCUGGACCUAUGAGAUGAGAGAUCAGGGUACUUAUGGCUUUGUCCUUCCGGCUCAAUUCAUCAUUCCGAAUGCCAUUGAGGUCACGAGAUCCCUUCCGGCUUUGCUGGACAAGAGCACAGAGUUGGGCUAUAUCACACGCUUAACGGGGCAAAAAGUGUAG